AUGCGUUGUAUUCUUUUCAUCCUUUUAGUGCCACUUUCUUCAAGUUUUUUGUGUUCAAAAGGCUGUUCUUCAUGUAUGGCAGACUACACUUGUAAUACAACAUGCUCAGAUACAUUUGAUGACGACCACACUUGUAACUCGUGUAAAUGGAGUUCACCAAGUGCAUUAAACCCGGUGGCAUAUCUUAAAAAUUCAGAAGGGCAGUGUCUUAAGUCAAAUUCAAUAUUAGAGAAAGAUAAAUGGAUUCCUGACGAUCAGUACAUCCAAGAAAUCUUCCCAGGAAUCCCAAAUAUCAUUUCAUUUGAUUCUGAAACGCCACUUGAUUACAGUUUUUGUCGAUACCCAAUGAAAUACCGAGUGGGUAAAUGGUUCAAAAUUAACAUGACUGAUAUCACAAAUAGAUUUCUGUUAGCCGUUGUGGAGAAGGACAGUGAUGUUAUCAUAUCAAUUGAUAUGUCAAACUCCAAAAGAGAUGAGAAGUAUGGGAAGUGUUUAGCACACGCCACAUCAUCUAAGUCAUCAAGUAAUGUCUUAAUCAAGGGAAACUUCUUUCCUGGAAAUUAUGUCAAUGGCAAGGAAAUAAUCUUCUUCACGUUCUUCAUCUCAACAGACACUUUAAAAACAGUUAAUGCAACGUUUACAGUAUCUUUUUCAUUAGCACAAAUAAGAGAUAACACGACAAUCAUAUCACAAAAAGAAACAGAUGAAAUGGCUAAGAAUUUGUCGCUUGUUAAAGAAUUGAAAUUGUCGUUUGACUCCAUUGGAAUGUUUUUCUUUCCAAGUUGUAUGCCGACUUUUCUUUCAAAACUUGUUGUUUUUACUAUCACUUUUAAUGGAAAUUACUCUCUCCUCCUCUCUACUAAAAGAUCAAAUAAAGUGAAUUACCUCCAUUUGAAUAAAAUUAUAUUCACCAAUGAUACUUUAACAGCAGUGUGUGUCUCAAUGUGGAGUGGCACUAAGAUGUCGAUGCUUGAAUCUGAACAAGAUGGGUUAUCAGUUAGAGUACGAGGAGACAAAAACGAACAGAAAUAUUCACUUGUUACACAAGAUUAUUACUCAGAGAUUCUAUUUACUUAUCAAGUCAUUUGCCCAAAUAAUUGUUAUGCAGAGAAUGGUCAAGGAGAAUGUCUCUCAAGUGAAGCGAGGUGUCUUUGCAAGAGUGGAUAUGGUGGAGAUGAUUGUCAUUUGUUGUGUUAUUAUCAUGACAAUUGGCAAAUCAAAGAUCACGAUAAUUUGUGUUACUUUGGAUCAAACAAGUGUGAUCAGUAUUGUAAAUGUGAAAGCGGGCAUACUCUCCAAAACAAUUUGUGUGUGUCAAAUUCUUGUCAUGAUAACAACAAACUUGAUAUUGAAGAGUGCAAACGAAGUGAAUAUGGGUGUGCUCAAAAUUGUUACUGUGACACUGCAAAUGGGUUUUUCUAUAAUAAGACAUCUUUAAAGUGUCAAUCCAUAAAUUGUGGAAAUAAUAAAAUUGAUCAAAUUCGUUGGGGUACAAAUAGUUUCAAAGAAGAAGAAUGUGAUAGUGGUGUGAACUGUAAUGAUGAGUGUACUUGUAUAGAAGGAUAUAUCACCAACCCUGAUAAUAAUACUUCAUGUAAACUCAAAUCAAUUGGUGGAGGAGUUAUAGCUGGUAUUGUUAUUGGAGGAAGUGUAUUUGUUGUUAUUUCAACGACUACCAUUAUAACAGUUAUUCUAUUAUUUAUUAAUUACAAACAGAUAGACAUAGAAGUGUUCAAAGAACAACAACCAACAUUCCAUUAUUAUAUCAAUGGCUCUGUCAAUUGUGAACCAAAUAAAGAAUCCAAAUUUGAAGUUGAACCAGAACAACUUGACUUUGGCAAUCCAAACAGUGCGACUGCUAUAAUGGACACAAGAUUUGAGAAAAUUGAUAUUAAAAAUAGAAGUAGAAACAAAUAUAUGAUGAUCAUAUUUCACACACUAAAUAGUCCAAAAUACGUGUUCCACUUUGAUCCACAAGUUGUGAUACUCAAACCAAGAGCAAGUCGUAUCGUCACAUGUUAUAUGACAAUAUAUUGUACAACCAAGUUGAAAGGGAUGAAGAUCCCAUACACUGUUUGGUUUUCUCAAAGUCGUGGAACUCUCAAUGAAAUAGCUCUGUUGUUAGAAAACAAGAACUUUGAGACAUGGAAUAAUUCUGACCAAAAAUAUAUGGACAAACUCUCAAAAAGCGUCUUAAAAAAAUACCACCACAAUUUAAUUAUGACUACAGACGCGGCAAGUUCGACACAUAUUGAUAUGGAUGAACUUUCUAUUUCAGAGAAGCCAAUAGCAGAAGGAGCGAUGGGACGAGUCUAUAUGGGGAAUUACCGAAGUGUUCCUGUUGCUGUGAAGCAGUUUCGAUGGGAGAAUUUGAAUGAAGAAGAAGUAGCUGAAUUGAAGAGGAAUGUUAUUACCGAGUGUGAGAUCAUGGGAAAACUGCGGAAUCCAUUUAUAGCAAGUUACAUGGGGUCAGUGACAUACAUCCCACAAGUGUCGAUGGUUAUCCAAUUCUUCAUUCUUGGCUCACUUGGGGAAUAUCUGCGACAAGAGAAAGAGGACUAUGUCAAGAUCCCAUACAAAUUGAAAGUGCGGAUGUUGUUUGACACAUCACGUGGAAUGCAAUUUCUUCACGAGAACAGAAUCAUGCACUUAGACUUGAAGCCUGACAAUUUAUUAGUCAACUCACUUGAUUGUAACAGUGCCUGCUCUAUCAAAAUCACAGACUUUGGAACAUCACGAUUCACUAAGAAAUCAAUUACUAACAGCGAAGACAAGGGACUUGGCACACCUAUCUAUGCCGCACCAGAGACUUUCAAAGACGAAUACACUUUUGCUGGUGAUGUCUAUUCAUUUGCUAUAACAGCGUGGGAACUCUAUUACCAAGUCGAACCAUAUGCACAACUCAAGUCGAUAUUCGAAAUCAAAAGACACGUCGAAGAAGGAAAAAGACUCUCUUUUGAUCAAAACAUCCCACCGCUAUAUAAAAACUUGGUUGAGGAAUGCUCGAGAGCUGACCCUAAAGAUCGCCCUUCCUUCGAUCAAGUGUGUAACAGUAUAGUGAAAAUAGACGAAGACGUUAACAAUCAUUUAGAAGAAGGAAAUCAAAACGAAAGAAUGGUCGAAAUAGUCAACAAGCGAACCAACAGAAUACAAAAGCAGAUCAAUAGUUUUUCAGAGUAA
Molecule: messenger RNA, 3180 nt
Organism: Entamoeba invadens IP1
Lineage: Eukaryota; Evosea; Mastigamoebida; Endamoebidae
Product: serine-threonine protein kinase, putative
Exons: 3
Coding region: 1-3180 (1059 amino acids)
Biological process (GO): protein phosphorylation
Molecular function (GO): protein kinase activity; ATP binding
Source: RefSeq, a predicted model, not a curated record